AUGUCAGAAAUCAAGAAAGAGGAACAGCAACCAUCACCACAUCUACAGGUCGAGACUGAGCCAUCUCUAACAGCAGAACAAGCGCCUGUUCCUGAGGAAAAGAACGACGCUGAGGCGACCGUCCCUACACUACCCCAGAUCAUCAUCAAUAAUAAUGAACUAGAAGCACCAGAACUAGCCAUCAAUGGCGAUGAAUUGAUACUAGACGAACCUCAAACGCCUGUACCUACCGAUGCCUCCAUUCUGUCUGAAAGCACGAUACCUGAUGAGACAUCCACCACAUCAUCACACUCCACCUUGAUACCUGAAUCACUGCACAAUGACGAUACACAGCCAAUUCAUAUGGAUGAGUCAGAUUUCCAAGGACCAGUGAUUGAUUUCUAUCGAAACAAGAAUAUUUUGAUGACAGGUGCUACUGGUUUCAUUGGAAAGGCCAUUUUAUGGAAGUUGAUACAGGCUUUGCGACAAGACUUGGGUUCUAUUUACAUCUUGAUUCGUAGUGGCAGUAUUAAACGUAGCAAGAUUGGCAGGCCCUCUGAGAGGCUUCGAAAUGAGAUAUUCAACAAUAAGGCAUUCUUGAUCCUUAGACGUAUGAUGGGAAAGGCAACAUUUGACUCUAUCGUCAAGAAUAAAAUCAUUCCCAUUUCCGGUGAUAUUAUUUCACCAGAUCUGUCCAUGUCUGAAGUGGAUCGAGAGAAGAUUACUGAAAACGUAAAUGUUGUGAUACAUUGCGCAGCCACAUUGAAUUAUAGUGAAAGAUUGGAUCUGGCAUUAGAGACAAAUACACUGGGUACGCUUCGCAUGAUGGAUCUAGCAGAUGAAUGCAAGCAUAUGGAGGCGUUUAUUCACAUGUCACUGGCUUACACGGAUCCCAACUUGCCUAAUGGUCAUAUUCAGGAACGAGUGUAUCCAAUGCAGGUAGGCGACCCUGAGGAAUUAUUGACGGAAAUUGUGGAUCUGGAGCUACAGGAUAUUCCAAAAAUGACUCAACGUAUUUUGGCCUACUACCCAAACACUUAUACAUUCACCAAAUCACUUACCGAGCAUCUGAUCAUGAAGCGUGUUGAUCUGAAUCGCAUUGAGGAAGCGCAGGGCGGAAAAGCGCAGUGGCCAGUUGCUAUUGUCAGAGCAACUCAAGUAGGUGCUGGAGCGUUUGAGCCUUUGCCUGGCUGGGUGGACGGUGUUACAGGUGCAAAUGCUGCCGUGUUCUUGAUGGGCAAAGGUAUCCAGGUACUACAGCCUGACAUGGGCACAUUAGUAGCCGAUAUUGUGCCUGUAGAUUACCUGGUCAGAGCAGUGCUUGGAAGUGCGGCCUUCAUGACACCGCCAGGCUACCGCUUUCUGUUACCGUACAACGAGGUGUUGGCAGAUGGUGUCGACACAAACAGCAUCAAUGUACCCAAUAUGCAGUAUUUCCCUUACAUUUACCAAGUAUCAGCCUCUGGAUUCGAUGAAACAACAUGGCACCAAGCAUAUGACUCAGUUCGUUCCUACUGGCUGCGUAACACCAAGCUGGUCUUGCCUACAGCGCAAGAGUACUUUGUAGCCAACAGAUCACUGUUCAAAGCCAAGUUUUUCAUGAAGUACAGCUUGCCACAAUCACUGUCUUCGGUGACCAGCGCUAUCAGCAAUGCCAGUGGCGUCGGUGGAAAGGCAGGUGCGACAUCUGAUGCCAACUCGCUGAACCGAACGAUUGAACUUGCGUCCCGAGUGAUUGACUCUUUGCAGCCAUUUCUGCGUCACUCUUGGGUAUUUGACCACCAAAACGUACAACAAAUGGAGCACGACAUGCAACAUGAUGCACAAUUCAACUUGAGUCGUUUUAAGCACAUGGACUGGGACACGUACAUGACCAAUUUUGCAUUUGGCGUGCAUGCUUAUAUCACCCCUGCACCGCCAUUGAGUCUGCGAAACAUCACUGUGCCUGAGGGAUGGGCGUGUUCUCUGUACUUACACCCUGGAGCCGCCCAACACUCAAUCAUUGAUAGACAGAUUGAGUCUGUCAUCUUUAGUGCGUCUGAUAUCCAAAAGAGAACAGAGCGCAUGCUGAAUGAAUUGGUAUUAUCGCUUGAGAAGCCUGGACAAGAGCUCAAGGAUAAGAAGAAAAUGGAGGAAUGGGUGAAUGAUUUUGAUGCUAGUCUAGAUGAUUGGUGUCAUGAUGACUCGGACAUACUUAAGAACAAGGACAAUAUGGUAAAUUUAGGACAUUGGGCUAAACAAUCAGAAUCGCAUGAGGAGCACAUUCGAAUUGAAGUGCUCAACGACAGAAGAGUGGGACAGAGCAUUCGACAGAUCAUCGAGACGUCAGGCGUGCCACAAAGCACGGUGGUGGGCGAAUCUCUGAAAAUCCUGCAGAGAAUGAAGGAAAGAACACAGCUGCCCUAUAUCUGGUCUGCCGGUGCUUUUCUUAACGCUUUGUUCAAGCGUCUUUUUAGUAGUUUGCGUAUCAAUGAGAUGGAUAUUGCUCGCUUGAAAGAGCAGAUUCAGGGCAAAAAUAUCGUCUAUGUACCUGUUUCCAAGACGAUCAUAGAUCAGCUGCUGGUAUGGUAUAUUUGCUUGAGAUAUCACUUGCCUGUCCCUGCUAUUGUGUGCGAUGAAGCGUUGGCUUUAUUGGGCCCCAUUUCUGAUAUCCUGAGAAUCUCAGGUGCGUAUUUUGUGCGUCGAGACCUCGCCUCGCGUUCGCCUCUCAACACAGCUGUCGCAUCUGCUUAUACUGAAGUGCUGCUGAAAGAGCACGGCGCUUUGUCCAUGGUUAUUGAAAGAGCUCGUUCUCGCACUGGCAGAUUACAGACUGCGUAUCAUGAUGGACUGAUGAACAUGGUGAUUGAAGGUACACUGGGACACAACCAACAGCAAAAGGAGACGCCCAAGCAACUAUCACCACUACCUACCCCUGCUGGAUCAUUCUCUUCUCUGUCCAUCAAGAAAGAAACAGUACUGGUUCCUGUCAAUAUUACCUACGAGAAGAUCCCUGAAUUGAGAACACUGAUCGAUCAGGUGCUCGACCAAAAACCGCGUAAUUUGACUGUAACAUCGUCCUUCCUUCGUCCCAGUGCUUCUGUGGCUGACAGAGCUGCUACAAAAGACAAUGGUGUUAUUGAAAAGGGCAAGUAUGGGCGUGCCUUUGUUGGGUUUGGUAAUGUCAUUGAUGUUCGCCAGGCUGUCAAGGAAGCCAGCUUACCUGCAAACAGCAAUAAGCGAUUGAGCACUGUCGCUGUCAAAGACGAAGACGCUGUAGCUGACUAUGUGGCUCGUAAAGUACAAAAAGGCCAACAUGAAGCUGCUGUAGUGAGUCCAGUGACACUGGUCGCUGCUACUAUCUUGUUUGGACGCGCUACUGGUGGCAUUCCCAUAGGCAAAAUCAAUAAGCAUGUCUCUUGGUUGCGCGAGGAGCUGGUAGAGAGAAAGAUCAGCAUUGAUUGGCAAGCAGACGAGGAUGUGUCUACCAUUGUUGCUUAUUCAAUGAAUCUGCUGGAUGCUCGCAGUAAUGUCACCAUGGAUGGCAAGCGCAUUACCGACCAAACUGUUGUUCGCGUGGUGGAACACGCUGAUAAUGUCAUGGAUCUAUCCUACAUGGCUAGUCAACUGAUCGAAAUCUUUUUGCCUGAAGCCUUAUUUGCUGUGGUCUAUCUGUCUGGCGUCAAGGAGACGAACAAGAAGGAUCUGUACGCACAGUUCACCUUCUUGGUUCGUCUGUUUAAGCACGAGUUUAUCUAUCCUUGGAGCAGAGAAGAGAAAUUCAACACACUGCUGGAUUGGUUUGUCAAAAAGAACUUACUGGUAGUCAAUGAAGAGGGACAGUAUACCAAGGCUGUGACCAUCGAGAACAACGAAGCGGAAUAUACCAGAGUCUGUCUGUUGGCAUCGUUCAUUUACCCCACACUGGAUGCCUACUGGAUCACAUCCUGCUCGUUAUCGGCGUUGCGUGAUUUACCCUACAUGCCUCGCAAAAUUGUGCCUGUGCUCUCGCAGUGGAUCGCUGCUCAUCUGAUCACUGGAAGACGCACUGUGUACCGCGAAGUAUUAUCGACUGAGGCAAGUCAGAACGCGGUAGACAAUUUUUUGGCCAUUGGUUUCAUCGACGCUGUGCAUCCCAAGACCAAGCUGUCUCCAGAUGCUCAAAUUCUGUUGCUUGAACUAGGUGUUACUACCAAUGAGGAUCUCGUCAUGGUAUCCAGUAGAAAGAACGAUGAGUUGGACGAUGUGUCUUCCAGUGCCCACCACGAAAGCGAGAACAUUUUGUUGAAACUGGACGACAUUGCCUCCCUUUGCCAUGAGAUUGAAAAGUACAGGUUUGUCACAGACAAUGUCAAUUCCAAGCACAAUGCACAAGUAUUCGAUAAAUGUCAGAAUCAGAUUCGAUCUAUUUUGAGAGCGGAUCAGAGUUACGCUGCUCAACACGGUAUGCAGUUGGAUAAGGAAGAGGAUCAAAUGAUUCAGCUGGUAUAUUCCCUCAAGGCAGCGUCAAGCACACCUGUUUUAUCUGAUGAUGGAUCUGGAAAGCAUUCACGAAGAGUGUCUCAAGCAUACAACCUCAAGUCUUCUUAG
This is a messenger RNA of Mucor velutinosus, 4548 nucleotides long. RefSeq lists its product as uncharacterized. Gene Ontology annotation, cellular component: mitochondrial membrane. Gene Ontology annotation, biological process: fatty acid metabolic process; triglyceride biosynthetic process; glycerol-3-phosphate metabolic process. NCBI's taxonomy places the organism in Eukaryota, Fungi, Mucoromycota, Mucoromycetes, Mucorales, Mucoraceae. The transcript is spliced from 10 exons. The record is from RefSeq and is a predicted model, not a curated record. The coding region runs from base 1 to 4548 and encodes 1515 amino acids. Gene Ontology annotation, molecular function: glycerol-3-phosphate O-acyltransferase activity.